ACCACACUCAGUUUGUGCAACAACAUGAAGGUUCUCGUAGUUUUGGUUCUGGCUCUGGCCUCCGCCUCCGCUGGGCUCCUGCCCAAGGUAGCUCCUCUGCAUCCUCGUGACAGGGUCUCGAGCCCAUCGAUCACCGGUCGCAUCACCAACGGCAAGGUCGCCGUGGCUGACCAGUUCCCCUACCAGGUGGGACUAGCCUUCACCAGCACCGCUGGCAGUUGGUGGUGCGGUGGUUCCGUCAUCGGCGCCACCUGGAUUUUGACUGCUGCUCACUGUACCGACGGAGCUUCCAGUGUCACCAUCAACUACGGUGCCACCGUCCGCACCAGCCCCAAGUUCACCCAGACUGUGGCCAGCAAGAACUUCAUCCAGCACGAAAGCUACCUGGCUCUGACCAUCCGCAACGACAUCUCCCUGAUCAAGACCGACCCCAUCGCCUUCUCUGCCGCCGUCAACGCGAUCGCUCUGCCCGCGGAAAGCAGCACCUACUCCACCUACGUUGGAAAGACCGCCGUUGCCUCCGGUUGGGGCCUGACCUCCGACUCUGCCACCGCCGUGGCCAAGGAUCUGCAGUACGUCGACCUCACCGUUAUUGAGAAGUCCGUGUGCCAGAACACCUACGGAUCCAUGAUCGUCACCGACCGCGUCAUCUGCGUUGACACCACCAGCAAGGCCUCCACCUGCCAGGGAGACUCCGGCGGCCCAUUGGCUCUGGAGGGAAUCCUCAUCGGUGCCACCUCCUUCGGAUCCUCCAGCGGAUGCGAGGCUGGUCUCCCCGCUGCCUUCACCAAUGUGUCCUACUUCCGUAACUGGAUCAAGACCAACGCCGGUAUCUAAGCUUUGAGAAAAUAUAUAAGCUGCAAACUGCUUUGAAAAUUUAA
Drosophila subpulchrella is the source of this 881-nucleotide messenger RNA. RefSeq names its product serine protease 1 (gene yip7). The transcript has 2 exons. Gene Ontology annotation, molecular function: serine-type endopeptidase activity. The coding region runs from base 25 to 837 and encodes 270 amino acids. NCBI's taxonomy places the organism in Eukaryota, Metazoa, Arthropoda, Insecta, Diptera, Drosophilidae. Gene Ontology annotation, biological process: proteolysis. The record is from RefSeq and is a predicted model, not a curated record.